Molecule: messenger RNA, 1771 nt
Organism: Anarrhichthys ocellatus (wolf-eel)
Lineage: Eukaryota; Metazoa; Chordata; Actinopteri; Perciformes; Anarhichadidae
Exons: 6
Coding region: 86-1003 (305 amino acids)
Source: RefSeq, a predicted model, not a curated record
UCUGCCUCCAACAGCCACGAAGAAAACAUCGCAUCAUUGAGUUCAGACUUCAACUUUAAACUUGUGAAAGCUAAAGAGAAAAACAAUGAUUUUCAUCGGCAUGAUCUUCACGACCCUGGCAACAGCAGCUCUUGCAAAAGGAACUAUUAAAUGCAAUUUCUCUGGAGCUGCUGGAGCUCGGUGGUGCUCUGGAGCGGUGGGACAGCUGCUGAUUUUUCAUCUGACAAAUACAGCAAAGCCAAAUAUUAGGUUGGAAAAGGAUGAAAAAUAUGUGAUUUUAAGAACAGCAAAAAAUCAGAUAGAGACGCAUGAAGAAUAUGUGAAUCACUCUGAAGUCUUCGCCAAUGGAACGAUCACACUCGGCAAUGCAAUGAAGAGACACUCUGGAGAUUACCUGCUGCAAGAAUUUGAAUCCAACGGCGUUUUACUGAAAAAGGUCAACAUGCAUCUUGAACUACAAGUUCCAGUGUCAAAGCCAGCUGUUUCCCAGAUGUGUUUGUCACCAGAACUUCAGAGGAACAUCAGCUGCUCCUCUGAAGGAGACGCAGUCCAGUUCAUGUUGACCCUGAACGGUCUGUUACUGGUGCCGACCAGAUGCCACAGCCAGACACCUCGCACCAGGACAGAGUCACCGUCUGGGUAUAACACCGAACCAGAACAACCGAGAGUUUCACACGUCACCGUCGGUUUACACAGCGAGCAGACAGGAAAGUUAACAUGCCGAGUGUGGAACAAUUUCACCAAAGACGAAACCGUUAUUCACCUGAAGAGCUGCCGAGUUUCUUUGUUCCCCGUUGUGACGUUGGUUGUGACAGCAAGUGUCGUUUCUCUGCUUCUUCUCGCCGCUCUGUGUCUCGGUUUAAUAAAACGUAACAAAAGAAAACCUGCAGCCGCUGAUGAAGGUAACACUGGAGAUGAAAUUGUCUACGCAGAUGUUAGAAUAAAGAAAACAAGGAAAACUGGAGCCAACUCACAUCAGAAUGCAGCAGAAUUUCUUCCAUAAACAUUAAGAAACCGUCUUAUUUUGAACAGUUUCACUGUCCUAACCUACAGAUAAAUAAAAUAAAAAAGUGAAACUUUCUUCCACCUGUAGACUUACUCAUUAGGCUACUGACAUACAAAAAUAAAACAAUAGUCUAUAGUACAGACUAUUGUUUUAUUUUCUCUUGAUUCCUGAAAUACCAUAUUGUGGAAUCGUUUUAUGCACAUUAAUGCAUUUUUUUACUAUUUCAAAUAAACUUUUGAAUAUAUGGAUGAUUCACUUGAUAUGCAUUUGGGGGUCAGAUUAGUGAACGUAUUGUGUAGUUAACGUGAGCUCUUUGGACAUUCUGUCUGGAUACGUUUAUUAUAUGUGGAGAAUCACAUUUGCAUAUUUGAUCAUAACAACCUGAAAGUGACAGGAAGUCCAAGCAACUCCCCCUGAUAGGAACCCAUUAGUUUAGCUUGUCAAUGUCACCAAUAGCUCGUGGUCGACAUCUGGAACAUCUGGAAGUUCUGCAAAAACGCUCACUUCAAGUUUGAAGUGUGAGUUGUAAGUAAUGAAGUUAUCAUGUCUGACCACACGAUGGAGCCAAAGCUGUAGUUCAUGUCAGCAUGGCUGGAAAGUUUAGAUCAACAUUUGCUGCACAGCCUUGUUUCCACCAACAGGGUCUAUUAUUAUUAUAAUAAUAAUAAUAAUAAUAAUAAUAAUAACUGCAGCGGAAAUGAUGCUGCUCACCAAUCGAGCUUUGAGACUUUAAAAGGAUGUUUUCAAGGACCGACAUCUGUUUUG